This is a messenger RNA of Pristis pectinata (smalltooth sawfish), 4219 nucleotides long. RefSeq names its product RUN and FYVE domain containing 3 (gene rufy3). Gene Ontology annotation, molecular function: metal ion binding. The record is from RefSeq and is a predicted model, not a curated record. The transcript is spliced from 18 exons. NCBI's taxonomy places the organism in Eukaryota, Metazoa, Chordata, Chondrichthyes, Rhinopristiformes, Pristidae. Gene Ontology annotation, biological process: regulation of axonogenesis. Gene Ontology annotation, cellular component: cytoplasm. The coding region runs from base 578 to 2539 and encodes 653 amino acids.
CUGCCAGGCUGCGCAGCUUUUGGCAUUAACUGCGUGUAUCUGGGAAAGGUUAUUGUGUGGCGUUAGGGAGUUCUCAUCCUCCCUGCUGCCGGAUGGAUGAAUGUGUGUGCAGUUACUCGUGCCUGGGACCAUUAGACUCUCUGCUGCAGCAUCCACCGAGCAUCUCGGGAAUUGUUUAUGGAUCAGGAUCAAAGUCAGGUGGUGCUUAAUGUUCAGCCCAGGGUUAGACUGAGCCAGCCAUUUUAGUUCAUCCAGCAUCUGCGAGGAGAGGAGUGGUUUUCCUGGCGCCUUGGUCCAGAGUCAUGCUCUGUGGAGUCCCUGAAGCCAACAUCUGAGCCUCCGCCUCUGCACUGAUUAGGCACCUUUGCAAUUGAGGAUUGCAAUCUUGCAAAUAAGCAGGGGUUUUGGUCCCAGAGAGAAGCCCGUGCUGAGUCACUGUGCAAAGCCUCGCUGGUGUGUUGAAGUCUGGUAAUAAGGAGGCAUCCUUCGCUGCUCCUUCACAAGGGAAGGGGAUAACGGGCCAACAAACAACAACAGGAAGAAAUUGCAUCUGCAUUCUUGCAGCAGCCGAGUCAUCAUGUCUGAUCUGACUCCUCAGAGUGACGCCCCGACUCCAACCACGGACAAGAUCACUCAGGCCGCCAGGGAGACCAUCUACCUCUGCAACUUCCGAGUGUCGGUGGACGGAGAGUGGCUGUGCCUGCGGGAACUCAACGACAUCUCCCUCACGCCUGACCCGGAGCCCAGCCACGAAGACCCCAAGGACCCUAUUGCAAUCGAACGGCUCAACUUGAUGAACAUGGCAAAGCUGAGCAUCAAGGGUCUGAUAGAAUCGGCCUUGAACCUGGGCAGGUCCCUGGACUCGGACUAUGCCCCUCUCCAGCAGUUCUUCGUGGUGAUGGAGCACUGUCUCAAGCACGGCCUUAAAGUUAAGAAAACAUUCCUCGGGCAAAACAAGUCGUUCUGGGGAGCGCUGGAGCUGGUGGAGAAGCUGUGCCCAGAAGCCGGCGAGAUCACCGUCAGCGUCAAGGAUCUCCCAGGACUCAAGACAGCGGUUGGGAGAGGGAGAGCGUGGCUCCGCCUGGCUCUGAUGCAGAAGAAGCUCUCCGACUACAUGAAGGCACUGAUUAAUCGGAAGGACCUGCUGAGUGAGUUCUAUGAGCCAAAUGCUCUGAUGAUGGAAGAGGAAGGGGCCGUGAUUGCUGGGCUCCUAGUUGGACUCAAUGUGAUCGACGUCAACCUUUGUAUGAAGGGGGAGGACCUGGACACCCAGGUUGGUGUGAUCGAUUUCUCUCUCUACUUGAAAGACGGAGGCCACAGCAGUAAAAGCUCGGAAGGGGAUGGACAAAUAACCGCCAUUCUGGACCAAAAGAAUUACGUGGAAGAGUUGAACAGGCACCUGAGUUCCACUGUAAAUAAUCUCCAAGCAAAAGUGGAUGCGUUGGAGAAAUCGAACACAAAGCUUACUGAAGAGCUGGCCGUAGCCAACAACCGCAUCAUCACCCUCCAGGAGGAGACGGAACGGAUAAAGCAGGAGAGUGCCUUUCAGCUGGAGUCCACCUGGAAGAAGAUGGAGGUGUCGAAGGUGGACGGGAGCGCCGAGGGACUGGUGCAGAGGCAGGGCCGGCAGCCUGUGGAGGAUGUGGAUACCGAGACCAGGAAACAGCUCAAGGAGGAGACACAGCUCAGGCUGGACGUUGAGAAGGAGCUGGAGGUGCAGAUUGGGAUGAAGCAGGAGAUGGAACUGGCCAUGAAGAUGCUGGAGAAGGACAUCUGUGACAAGCAGGACGUGCUGGUGACGUUCCGACAGCAACUGGAUGAGGUGCAGGCCCUCAAUCAGGAGCUCUGCCAGAAGGUUCAGGGCUCUGACAACGUGAUCCGACAGAAGAAUGAAAUCAUCGCCCGUUUGGAGGAGAAAGCUCACCAGAUGAGCUCCACCAUCAAACAGCUGGAACUGAGAUUGCGGCGGGCACAGGACAGCUGUCAGUCGGCCGAGGAGGCCAACCGGCUCUUCAAGCAGGAGUUCGGGGAGAAGAUCGCCAGCUUGCAGCAAGAGGUGGACCUCCUGACCAGACAACGUGCCCAGCUGCAGAUGGGCUUAAGGCAGCAGAAGCUGAGCUCACACAUCGACUGCUGUCAAGACCACAGCUCGGAGGAACAGGUGAAGAACCGUUGGCGAGAAAUGGCGGAUAUCAGGAGGGAACUGGAGGAGCUUCGAGAAGAAAACCUUCGGCUCCGUCAGGCAGAAGAGGAGAGGACUCCCAAUGGGUCCCACAGAACAGACAGGUCAAGUUCAGGAACAGAGGCAGAAACUGGACCUGAUGGCUCAGUACUGGAAAGAGAGGAGAAUGUGAUAUGCACACUCUGUCAAGAGGCAGCCUCAUUAACCAGGCCCAAGAGGCAAUGCAACAACUGUCAGGGGGUCUUCUGCAGUGUGUGUACCGUCAAUGAGUUGCCACUCCCGUCAUCCCUGGAGCCUGUGUGCGUGUGUAAUCCCUGCCACGUGACGCUGUUACAGCAGUACUCAACACCACCCUGACAGAUUACCGAGCCGAGUGUGCAGAGAACCGUGGAUACCUCCUGGUUGUCCUCAGUGUGAAGUAUUGGACAAAUCAGUGUGCCGUUUCUAAAGUGCACACUUUUCCUCAAAAACAAAACUGCUCUUUUGACACAUCGUUGGGAGAUGUGCAUUACCCUCUUUAAUGAUCUUUGUAAACUUUCAGGAAGAUGAUUCACCAAGUGGAAUGGCUAUUGUCUGGGCCAUGAAUGGUGCAAUCCAGAAAAGGCAAUGGGAACACUGCCUGGGAGACCAGAUUAGAUCAGUGUGGUCAAACUCUGAUACUCUAAAAUCACUGAGCCCUGGCAAUGCUAUUUAAACAACUCUAAUCCCUACCAGAUGGGGCUGGACUUCUUAUCUAUGGCCUGAACAAUGUGGCAAACCCACCUGGGUGUAGUCAAGGUGACCAUGCCAACCUCAGCAGAUACAACUGGUUCCCCACCCUCAUUGAGGGUGAUAGAAACUCAGUCCCUUUUGUCGUUAUUUUGGCUUCAUUUUUUGACCAAAUGUGAAUUUCAGUAGUGCGCUGUGAUCGGAGUGUUUCAACAACCUCUGUUGGCUGGACUGAGGUGGGAUUGUCUGCUGUUAAAUACUCUCGGUCUCAUCCUUGUGAAUGCUUAGAGCAAACAAUGUAAAACAGCAUGUUUUUGAAAAGGGAAUAAACGUGUGAUCCACUGAGAACAGGCAGCACUGCUGGAGACUAACAGAGUUAAGUCAGAUCUCUUGCUGUCUGACCUGAGUACCGUUUCUUUGCUUCUGUAAUGUUUUGCUAUUUUUUUCUGUAAGAGUACUGAUCAGACAGGACUUUUGUAACAGUGAUCGAGAUGAGGUUCAAAGCUGUAUGGUAUACACUACCUCAUGCUACAAUGUAGUUUAUAUAUAAUCAAAGAUAAGGUGUUUUCUUGACAAGUUCCUCCAUUUUACAGGACUUUCUUUAAAAAAAAAUGAAUGUAUGCAAGAAAGCAUCUAAAUAGUGACCAAAUGUAGUUAUAGCCAAUUAUUUUUCUUCCCGUUUGAUUCAAGUAGCUGAUUUACCCCACACAAUAAUGGCAUUUGUUAACAUGAGUACUUUAUAUAAAACUGAACAACUGUUAUAAGGAAAUUUGCACUUGGAGGGCAGGGACUAGAAUAUCUUUGUGUGAAGGAGCAUUCCAUAGCUGCCUGUUCACCCACUGUCUGGGUUCAACUGGAUAUCCUGAUGUUUGCUGUCUGUUGUAUGAAUAAACAUUUGUGUGCACACAACUGUGACGGUCAGUGGUUUCUAUCCUAGUGAGUGUCUGGUAUUCCAUUCCUGACACUGCUACAUUUCAGUGUCAAGGGCUGGGCAAAACAAUCUGGCUGUGUUAAGUAUGAAGGAAUUUGGCAUUUCUGGCCUGGUAUCUCCUUGGGAAAGGUGAAGCAAGCUGGGGCUGUGAGUGAGCAGGCAUUACAUACUCCAAGCACUGAUCAGUGUCCCCAGGAAAGGCAGGCUCCUGGGUUACAGUUUGCAAACAGAUUUUCUAAAUGGGUGGAACACAACCAGAGGCCUUGCUGUAACUUUCCAGCUCCUGAUUUUACUAAAAAUGGGAAACUCUGUUAAAAUUGAAUUACUGUAAAAUGAUCACUGAAGAUUUUAUUGUGGCUGUACUGAUGUAACCCAUCUGAUUAUACUGGGAGGAGAUG